AUGGAAAAAUUUAUGCAUGCACUUCAAUUCGCUGCUUAUAAACAUCGAUUUCAAAAACGAAAAGAUCUAGAUGGAACACCUUAUAUAAAUCAUCCAAUAGGUGUCGCAUAUAUUUUAAGUAAUGAAGCUGGUAUUAAAGAUUUUGAUUUACUUGCUGCUGCGCUUUUGCAUGAUACUAUUGAAGACACGGAAACAACGUUAGGUGAACUUGAACAAGAAUUUGGACCUCGUAUUGCUGGUAUCGUAGCUGAAUUAACAGAUGACAAAAAUUUACCAAAAGCUGAACGUAAACGUUUACAAAUUGUUAAUGCUGGUCAAUUAACUUCGGAUGCUAUUGUUGUUCGUCUUGCUGAUAAAAUAUAUAAUUUACGUGAUUUAAAUCGUAGUACACCUGUUGGUUGGUCCGAAGAACGUGUUGAAGAAUAUUUUCAAUGGUCAUCAAAAGUAGCACGUCAAUUAUUUGGACAUAAUGUUCAAUUGGAUACGAUUUUAAAGGAUUUGUUUCUUCAACGAAAUAUUCGAUUUGACUAA
Messenger RNA from Rotaria sordida, 531 nucleotides. NCBI's taxonomy places the organism in Eukaryota, Metazoa, Rotifera, Eurotatoria, Philodinida, Philodinidae. The record is from the annotation of a GenBank genome assembly.